UCUCGAGUUUACUACUUGAAGACUUCUACACAUUUUUUGUGCAUUUUCUACGUUCUGAAUCCUGUAGAAAUGUGUUUUUCGAGAAAGUGCGUCGUGGCAAACGAAAGCGAUCGAGUUUCUCCAAUUUUGAGUAGAGAAAAUUCUGAUACUUCGUCGGAGCGUGACUAUCCAGAAUCGAUUGUUUGGCCGAACACUGCGCAAUCCAGACGGAUGCAUGUUAGCAUUGUUAGACCAUGGGUUCACCAUACCUUGAACAAGGGCGUGUCUAAACUUCGCGACGAGUUCAGUGAAGUUGCCAACAAGAAUCCAAAUGUUCCCGUAGAUGCAUUUAAGUCAAAUCCGGAAAAGAACAGGUACACCGACAUUAAAUGCAUUGAAAAAACAAGAGUCAUUCUUACUACCGAUGGUGCAAGCAGUGACUACAUUCAUGCCAACUAUGUAGGCAUUAGCAUCAAACCGAAAAAGUUCAUUUGUACACAAGGUCCCAAGGAUUCUACCAUCUAUGAUUUCUGGGCCAUGGUGAUUCAGGAUAACGUCGAAUCGAUUAUCAUGUUGUGCAAAGUCAUUGAGUUGGCCAGAGUGAAGUGCGAACAAUAUUGGCCAGCUGUCGAAGGUCAGACCAAUACAUAUGUCAGCAAGGGCCACACCAUCACUAUCAACAAUUUGGGCGUCGGGACACUCUCACCAGAUGAUGAUUUUAUCAAUGUGACUAAUUUGGAACUUGUAUGGGCCGGUAAAACAAGAUCCAUCACUCACUAUCAGUGGACUAACUGGCCGGAUCAUGGUGCUCCACCGAUUAAUAUGGGUGCAAUUAAUCUUAUCGAAGCUGUUAAUUACGAUACGAAUCCGGUCGUCGUUCACUGCUCUGCUGGAGUUGGUCGUUCUGGAACUAUUGUGGGAAUUUCUUUGAUUAUGGAUAAGAUGAUUCAGGGAAUUAAUUGCAAAGACAUGAAAAAGUUAGUCGAGGAAAUCCGCAAUCAGCGUCACUAUGCCAUUCAGACGGAGGCGCAAUACAUGUACAUUCACCGUGUUCUCCUCGAAUACUUCUUGGAAUUGCACAAAGAGACGUACGAAGGAUUGUUGCUGACAAAGAAUUACGAGGAAAAGUAUGCAAAGUGGCUGGACGAUUAUAACACCUACGCAGAAGCCAACGAUCGUACUCAAGCAGCUAAGGCGGCCCGCGCAGCCUUGUAAUGGAUUCCUUGUAGAUGAAGUGUGAAAUGAAUAAAUGAUUGUGUAGAUUUUAAU
Messenger RNA from Caenorhabditis elegans, 1248 nucleotides. It is a transcript of the gene F47B3.7, whose product is annotated as Protein-tyrosine phosphatase. Lineage: Eukaryota; Metazoa; Nematoda; Chromadorea; Rhabditida; Rhabditidae. The record is from RefSeq and is marked reviewed. The transcript has 6 exons. The coding region runs from base 70 to 1194 and encodes 374 amino acids. Gene Ontology annotation, molecular function: protein tyrosine/serine/threonine phosphatase activity; hydrolase activity; protein tyrosine phosphatase activity.